UUCCUACUAUCAAAUACCUAUAUGUGCUCUGCUAAGACAGGAGGAUAAAAGAGUGGCUUUAAUUAGGAAGUGACAUAAUAUUACACCAUUUGCAGCAGUUAUGCAGCAUUGAGCUUCAGUCCAUUCCCAUUAGUUACCAAAGCGCUUUGUGCUUUGCUCUUCCCCAGAAUGCUGUUGUGGAGUGGUGUUCUACUACAGACAUAAGAUUAUACAACACCCAGGUACUGCCAACGCAGUGGUGCACUGUUGCAUAAUAUUCUGCCCUGCUCCAGUUUACAAUGUCUUGACUGGAUUAGCACUCUACCUAUGGCAGAGCUGUCAUGUGCCAGCCCUGGAAUCCUGAUUCAGCGCAUGAAGUGCUUUAAUAAUGAACAAAUCAGAUAAGUUGAACCAGAGGCUGGAUCUUUGCUCUCCUGCCCAACUAUUCUAAUGUGGACAAACGGAAACCCCUUCACCACUACCUGCUUUAAAUCAGUGUAAGCAGCACCUUGCAAGAAGAAAUGUCUGGGAAUAUCCAAGCAUUGAAGCAGCAGGUCUGCAGUGCCAUUGACGAAGCAAAAGACAAGCUUCAUCAGUUAGGAUCAGACAUAUGGCGUUGCCCCGAGCUAGCAUAUGAAGAGAAACAGGCUCACGACACACUGGUCUGUUUUUUCAAAGAAGAAUCUGGAUGGAGCGUCGAGCCACGAUUUAAACUUGAAACUGCCUUUCGCGCCUCAUGGGAAAGAGUGGGUGGUAAAGAUGGCAGCCCUACAGUAAACAUCGGAUUCCUGUGUGAGUAUGACGCUCUUCCCGGAAUAGGACACGCCUGCGGCCACAACCUGAUAGCAGAGGCUGGAGUUGCUGCAGCUGUCGGCCUCAAGGCCGCUGUGGAAAGCAUUCCAGAAUGCCCCAUGCAUGUAAAGGUGACUGUUCUGGGGACCCCAGCCGAAGAAGAUGGAGGCGGAAAGAUUGAUAUGUUGCAGGAUGGGGCCUUUGAGGGCCUGGAUGUCGUAUUAAUGGUGCACCCCUCUCAGGAGGACGCUACUUAUCUCCCAACUGUGGCCGUACAUGACGUAGUGGUGAGGUACCAUGGACGUGCAUCUCACGCUGCCGCGUAUCCCUGGGAGGGCGUGAAUGCACUGGAUGCAGCCGUGCUGGCCUACAGUAACCUCUCGGUGCUCCGCCAGCAGUUUCGGCCGGACUGGAGGAUGCACGGCAUCAUAAAACAUGGGGGUGUGAAACCCAACAUAAUACCUGACUACAGCGAGCUGGAGUAUUAUUUACGCACCCCCACCCACCAAGACCUUGCUACUAUCAAAGGCAAAGCCGAAGCCUGCUUUCGAGCUGCUGCCAUGGCAACAGGCUGUGAGGUUGAGCUUCAGUUUGCAAAGAACGAAUAUUAUGAAAUCCUGAGGCUCCAGACUCUGGAAGACCUGUAUGAGGAGAAUGGAAAAGUUCUUGGUAUGAAGUUUGUCACAGAAGAUUCCUCUGGCUCUACAGAUUUUGGCAACGUUACCUUUGCUGUCCCAGGGAUUCACCCUUAUUUCUACAUCGGAUCCAAUGCAUUGAGUCAUACUGAAGAAUACACAGCUGCUUCUGGUGCGAUGGAAGCUCAGUUCUUUACCCUGCGUGCCGCCAAAGCCAUGGCCAUGACAGCCGUGGAUGUGCUCUUCCAACCAGGGGUCCUGGCCAGCAUCCGGCAGGAGUUCACAGAGGCCACAAGUGGCGUGGAAAGAAGCUUGAGAGCCCUGCGCCAAGGUCUAGACAAGCGGCAGCCACGCAAAUGCCCGGUUCAGCCACCUGCCGAAUCCUAAGGUGCAGCAUUUAGGAGCACUGGCUUUUCUUCCUCUUAGCCUGCAUUCACCCAUCCCCUUGGUCUCUGCAGUAAAAUGGUUCUUAAUGCAACUGAAUAUUUUUGUGUGUUGUUAAUAGCAGGCAAAAUAAAAAUGUGACAAUUAGAGCCAGCAAGUUUGAUGCACAUAGAGAAAAUAUUAUUACAGUAGAAAGCAAAGAAUGAAUGUCAAUUUAAUUCGGUUAAUGUUGUAUAAUCAUAUAGAACGUUGUUCAUGCAUAUCAAGAGCAAAUACCAAAUGCACUUGUUAUUUUACUGAGCCAGAGAAGAGUAUAUAAGAAAGGCAAAAAUACAAAAGCUGUUUCCUGAUUUCACACAACUGAUUUAAAUCUCCAAUAAAGUUUUAAUUCUGUAACACCAA
Electrophorus electricus (electric eel) is the source of this 2192-nucleotide messenger RNA. RefSeq names its product xaa-Arg dipeptidase. Gene Ontology annotation, molecular function: dipeptidase activity. Lineage: Eukaryota; Metazoa; Chordata; Actinopteri; Gymnotiformes; Gymnotidae. The record is from RefSeq and is a predicted model, not a curated record.